Messenger RNA from Anolis sagrei ordinatus, 1511 nucleotides. It is a transcript of the gene RGP1, whose product is annotated as RGP1 homolog, RAB6A GEF complex partner 1. Lineage: Eukaryota; Metazoa; Chordata; Lepidosauria; Squamata; Anolidae. Gene Ontology annotation, biological process: retrograde transport, endosome to Golgi. The record is from RefSeq and is a predicted model, not a curated record. Gene Ontology annotation, cellular component: Golgi membrane; Ric1-Rgp1 guanyl-nucleotide exchange factor complex.
AGGCGGGGCGUGCGAUAGAGACUGUCUUCCCGAGUGCCUCCGAAGGGUGGCUCCUCUAGCGGGAGGCCAGCGGAAAGAGCCGAAGGGGGGAGUGGGCGGGGCAUCACUCUGGCGCUUCUUCCCGAGCGGACCCGAAGUGAAGAAGUGGGCGGGGCGUGGCUGUGUCUCCUCCCCCGAGCGCCUCCGAAGUUUCCCGAAGGCUCCCGAAGGUUCCCGAAGUCUCCCGAAGGCCUGACUCGGCGGAGGCAGCGUCGGAAGUCCUGUCCGGCGAUGAUCGAGGUGUCUGCGUGGCUGGUGCGGGGCGCGGUGUUCCUGGCCGGGGAGGCGCUGGAGUGCCUGGUCACCCUCCGCAACCCGCUCCCGCCCGACGCCACCUCCGCCUCCAGUGAAAUGCUGGCCUGGGCCAGUGCGCAGAUCCACUGCCAGCUCCACGCCAGCGAGAGCCGUGUGGCCAUGCCGCCGGCGGAGGACAGCCGCCACGACGUCCAGGCCGAGAACGAGACCGUCUUCGUCCCCAACAGAGGGGAGCGUGGCAAGUGCAUCCUCUCGACGCCCCCAAAGAUCCUCUUCUGUGACCUGCGCCUGGAUCCGGGAGAGUCCAAAACCUACUCCUAUUGUGAGACGCUUCCUGUGGACGGCCCCCCCUCCUUCCGUGGCCAGGCGGUCAAGUACGUCUACAAGCUGACCAUUGGCUGCCAGCGGGUCAACUCCCCCAUCAAGCUCCUGCGGGUGCCCUUCCGGGUGCUGGUGCUGCACGGGCUCAAGGACUACCACUUCCCCCAGGAGACCGAUGCCGUGGCCACCGUGGCCCCCUCCAACCCGUUCCUGGAGGAGGAGGAAGGGCCCGCCAAGAAGGACUCCCGCCUCGCAGACCUGGCCACCGAGCUGCUGAUGGCCGCCACCUCCCGGCGCAGCCUCCAUCUAUACAACAUUAGCAACUCUCGGGGCAAAGUGGGGACCUUCUGCAUCUUCAAGACAGUCUACAAGAUCGGGGAGGACGUGGUGGGGACCUUCAACUUCUCCGAGGGGGACGUCCCCUGCCUGCAGUACCUGGUGAGCCUGCAGACGGAGGAGCGCGUGCAGGAGGGCUUCCGUCGCCAGAGGGCCCCCCCGGCCUCCUUCAGCACCCACGCCCGGCACCAGGAGGCCUGCCUCCACACCGCCAGGACCAGCUUCAGCCUCCCCAUCCCGCUCAGCUCCGCUCCGGGCUUCACCACCAACAUCGUGUCCCUCAAGUGGAGGCUGCACUUUGAGUUUGUGACGUCCCGAGAGGCUUCGUCGUCGUCGGCGUUGGCGGGAGGAGAGGCGCCCCCCACCGGGACCCCCGAGGGCCCCUCCUCGCCCCCUACUUCCUUGUCCCAUGAAGCCUCCAUCUGGACCGGGGAGGAGCAGGUGGAGGUGGACACGCUCAGCUGGGACCUGCCCAUCAAGGUGCUGCCCACCAACCCGCUCCUGGCCUCCUACAUCUCCCAGCUGCCCAGCUCCAGCUCACUCGCCCUCUGAGACCGAGG